Molecule: messenger RNA, 8219 nt
Organism: Xiphias gladius (swordfish)
Lineage: Eukaryota; Metazoa; Chordata; Actinopteri; Istiophoriformes; Xiphiidae
Gene: rab11fip1a
Product: RAB11 family interacting protein 1 (class I) a
Exons: 6
Coding region: 378-4160 (1260 amino acids)
Biological process (GO): regulated exocytosis
Cellular component (GO): intracellular membrane-bounded organelle
Molecular function (GO): small GTPase binding
Source: RefSeq, a predicted model, not a curated record
CAUAACAUCGGGGAAGUGAACUGUUAAACUUUGCGGAGGCAAAGCAAGGGAAGUCUUCAUACAAAAGCCUCCCACAGGAACUAAUUGCACCGCAGUUAUGUCCUGGUUGGGUUACGCAGGCUAGUACUAGCGUAAAUGUGGUGUUAACUCAAUUCAGGUGUUGGAUAUAGCGUUACGGAGUCGAGGGAGAAGUAUUACGACAUCGACUUGAGCUUCCUGGGCUGAAGUCAAGCUAGGUAACCUAAACCUACAGCCGCAGAGGACACUGAAGGUGGAAAACACAGCUCAGUAAGAGGUUAAGCAGCAGUCCGACUUUGUAAGCUAUUUUUACAAGACAAUUCGGAUUGAGUUUUGGUAAAGCUCAACGGAGGUUCGCCAUGUCUCUGGCCGUGCAGAGCCAGCACUGGUUUCCUACGAGUGUACAGGUGACGGUGCAUCAGGCUCGGAACCUGCGCGUCAAGGGCAAGAAUGGCACCAACGACGCCUAUGCCAUCAUCCAGGUGGCCAAAGACAAGUUUUCUACCUCUGUGGCUGAGAAAUGUGUCGCUCCAGCGUGGAAAGAAGAGGCUUCGUUUGACCUGCCACUCUUCCACCCGGGAAACGCCGAACGCUGUACACUGUAUAUCAUAGUCAUGCACCGCGCACAAGUGGGGCUCGACAAAUUCUUGGGUCAAGCUGUGAUAAACUUAGUGGAUCUUCAUGACAACAAGUCUCGCAAAAAGACAGAGUGGUUCAAGCUGGUGGACAAGACUGGAAAAGAGGACAAGGCGCGAGGGGAGGUGUUUCUGGAUAUACAGUUUAUGAGAAACAACAUGUCGGCUAGCAUGUUUGACCUUUCUAUACAGGACAAACCACGCUCCCGAAUCUCCAAGCUGAAAGAUAAAGUCCGUGGGAAGAAAAAGGAUGGCUUCUCUGACUCGGCUUCAGCUAUUGUUCCAUCUGUCAGCCAGGUCCUCACUGACAGUGAGGGAGAGGCUGAUGCACAGUCACUCAAUCAGUCUCCAGGGGCGAAAAAGAAAUCAAAGCUCAAAACCCUCUUUGCCCCCAAAUCAAACUUGCAUCGUAACAUCUCGCAGUCCAUGUCUACAUUGGGGACUCUUCCCGAGAAGAACUCAUCUCUCAGUGGCAGCCGCUCAUCUGGCCUGAACAUAGACUCUCCUGAGGUUAAGAAGAAAUUCAAAUUCCUGGGACACAAGCGGACAGGCAGCUCUGACAGCAAGGUCUCUCAGGGUCCUUUCUCCCUACUGGGUCGCUCCAAGCAGAGCAACAGUGAUCUGAACAACCUGUGCAUCAACGGCAGCCAUGUGUACACAGAGGAGGCAGAGCCCAAGAGUGGAUCUACACUCAGUCUGAACAGCUCAGGCCAAGGCUCUGUGGAGGAUGUCCGCAAACACACCUCUGAUGUCUCUGCAGAUUCCUUUAAAAGUGUACCUGUCCCCACCUACAGGCGUGAGUCUACAGAUAGAGCCAUAAUGGAGCAACAGCGCCAUCAAGAGGAGGAGGAGAGAAGGCAGGCAGAAGAAAGGCGCAGAGCAGAAGCAAAGAGGCUGGAGGAAGAGGAGAAAUACAGAGCAGAGGCCAAGAGACUGCAGGAGGAAGAGGAGCUCAGAUACCGAGAAGAACAGGAGAGGAAGAGACACUUCCUCGAGGAUGAAGCAAGGAGUAAGAAACAGAAGGAGGAGGAAGAAGAGAAAAGAAAGCAAGAGGAAGAGCGCAGGAUACUGGAAGCAGCAGAGAAUCAGAGGUUUGAGGAGGAGCGUCGCAAAGUAGAGGAGCAGAAACGACAGGAGGAGGCCUCCAUGAGUGACAGGCUGUCGACUCUUUUUGGAAUGAUCAGAAAGAAGGAGGAGAAAAAAGAGGAGGUUCAGCAACACACUGAAGAGGAGUUACCUACACCAGCCCCUCGCAGUGACUCAGGAGAUCCUGAUCAACCGAUCUCCCACCAUUCCACCAACCCCUUUGUGGACAUUCCCCUCAGUUUAGAUCCUACAAUUAGCAGUAAUGAAAGCAAAGCUGAUCAUCAAAUAUCCAGCCGCAACCCACAAACCCCCUCUGCCAUGGUCUUCCUCAACCGCACGGCUAAAGUGUCUGCAGUCAAACCCAGAUUGGCUCAAUCUCUGAAGUGUGAACCCGCUGACUGCCAAACCCACAGUCAGCUGUGUCCUUCCCCAGCCACAUCUGAGUCCAACCUCUGUAGUGUCACAUCUGAGUCCCCUGAUAAUUUCUCCAACCUCCACUCAUCCUUGGCUCCGCCAAACAUAAGUCAAAACCAGUCUGGUUUGCCCUGUUGCAGCACAGAGAAUUUGUCAUCGGUGGAAUCUUUGGGAUCUUCAACCACCAUGGCGGAGAAGAAGAGAAAAGCCCCCCUGCCACCUCGGUAUCAUGUACAUGGAACCCAAAUUGGAGGAAAUCACGUUCCUGUCAGAGAGAUCAAGAACCCUGCAUAUGUAGAAGCAGAUGGAUCACAACAUGACAAAAAAACGUCUCUUCCACUUCCUGAUUAUGAAACCCUCUAUCCACAGAAAAGGCAUGGAGUGCAAGGGCACACUCGAUGGGAUCAUAUAAUCGCUGAGGUCAGUCAGAGACACAGGGACACUCCACCUGAAUUUAUUGGCCCAGAGAUGAGUGUGGAUGGCCCAGGGGAGCAUGAACCAAGUCCUAGGUCUUCCAUCUCACAACAGAGUCCUGCUAUGAGGUAUCAUCAAACACAAAGUCAGGAGACCAAACCUAUGUCAUCAAAAAAAGUAGCUGCUCCAGCUCCCCCCAAACCAGUCACAUCUCAGCACCCUCAGUCAGUAGCAGAUUCUAGUCAAAGACAAAGCCAGAACAUUGCUGAGCAAUCUGUCAUGAGGCCUAAUCUAUCUGCAAUCCCAGGACCUGUAAACACUGACAUCUCAAGCAGAGAAAGUCUCUCCGGGAUGUCAAUGGAUGGAGCAAAGAAGGUGUUGCACCCACCUCCUGCAGUAACACAUGUACCCAGCCCAACUAGCCACAUGGAUACAGCUCCAGCAGAUGAACAAAGGGAAGUGCAGUUCUCCAUGAACAAAGAAGCGCCAACAACCAAACCCAGACGGAGGGUUAACGGCAAAGAGCCAACACAGCAAGAAGAUUCUGCUGUGACACCGGACAAAAAUAUGAACAGUGACACCCAAAAGUUAUUUAGUCAAAGUGUGAGCAGCUUGGACAAAAAGGGCGGGCAGACAAAGGAGAACUUUUCAGAGUUUGACCCAUUCCCCAGUACUGAGUUUCUUUCCAAAGGCCCAUGGACACAGGUGAAGCAGAAGCAAGAAGUCGGCGACCUCUUUACUGGCAACAUACAGAAAGAACAGAAGCCUGACGAUCGGGGAAUGACGGCAGAUGAUCUUUAUAAAAUUUUUAGUGAAGAUGAGCCAACAGAUUCCUUUGCUAUUUUUAAUGGCAGUGAUUCAGACAAACACAGUGAACACAGGAAAAAAGAUGAUGAUUCAAAACAAGUCAGUUCUGUUUUCCAAAGAAGGAAUUCGCAGAGACAAAAACAGAUUCUUACGCCAAAAACUCCCUCAGAUAAUAAAGGCACACAAAGCCUCCCCACAAGCGAUGUCAUGAAUGAGUCUGUAACACUUCAGCAUCAAGUUGAUUUAAAAACACAAAGCAAUUUUUAUGGAGGAGAGGAUCCAUUUGGAGCUGAGACUUUUACUGCGCCCUACGCUUUCACUUCCUCAGAUCCCCUCCAGGUAAUUACGGAGGAACCAGCAGGAGGUUUGUCUUUGGGAAAGACGACACUAAUGCGAGCAUGGGUUUCACCGUCUGAGGUUCAGCCUGUCAAUGCUCAGAUUAGCAAUGGAGGUGGGCUAGCCUCAACGCCACGCAGGCCUCAUCCCGUGAAGCCCCUGACCUCAGUUGAGAGCCAGCAUGCCACCAGCACCCAAGCUGUGAAAGAGAUAAAGGUCCGGGACAGCACACUGGGGAAGAUUAAGGUGGCAGACUCAGGUCAAAGUGGACCCUAUUCUCAGCUGACCCAGGAAGAGCUGAUCACACUGGUGGUGAAACAGCAAACAGACCUGUCCAGGAAGGACGCCAAGAUCGUUGAGCUCGAAGAGUACAUCGACAACCUGCUGCUCCGCGUCAUAGAGGAAAAACCCAGUAUCCUGCAAGCCCUUAGCCCUGCCAAGCCAGUGUAAGGUCAUGGUUCCUCGAAGGAGAGAGUCCCACUUAAGGUCCCAGUUUUGUCUCUUGUGUGAGUUUGUACUGUUGUCACUGUGUACUGAGAGACACAAUCUCUAUGAAGGUCUUAGAGCAUAUGCACUUUUUUUAGUUUCAGAGUCAAAUUUGUUUGAGAAUGCUGGAAAGUUGUCUUUGAACUAAUUAUACUUGGUGAUUACUUAAUGACAAGCGAGUAAAUAUCUUUAUAUAGGCAAAUUAAGGUAUUUGUUGUGACACUAAGGUACUAGAAUUUGCUUAAAAAAAACGUAUUACAUGAAAAUAUAUUCUUCAUCUUGAUUUAUAUACCAUACUUGAUGAAACUUGGGUUGAGCUUUAUUUAAUAUACUUACAAUGCAGAGAAAAGUAUAGUUUUCUUAAACUAUUCUCUGGACAUUUUUUUUUUUUUUUUUUAAACUCUUUACACUGGGCUUUGUGUAACGUACUACUGUGCGAUGCCUUAACAUACGCAUAAACUACAACCAUUCCAAAUUCAUGCACCAUCUUGAUGAGGUAGGAAUGAACGGUAAAUAUAUUUGCAAUAAAUUGUUUAAUUAACUUGCAGUGCAUUGCUGCAGAUAGUAACUAUGAAUUCUGGCCUCAUCAGCCAAGUCAAGACCAUGAUUGUUCAUAUAACAAGAGCACGCUGACUUUUCCCUCCACCACUGAAGUCUUAAUUAUUUAUUUUCAUCAAGCAUGUAUUUUUUUAACCAGUUUCACCUGUGUCACUCACCACAGUUGAAUGUCAGCUGGGCGUCCAGUCCUUAAAAAGAUAUUGUGCCUACUUUUGCUUCAAAGAGGUGUUAUUUAGAAAACCAGCAAUUAAUAAAAGCAAGCAGCUACUAUGUACUGUAUAUACCUUGAGUACACAGUAGUUACAGCAGUUUUUUUCCUUUAUGUGGUAGUAAUGUAGCCUGUGCACAUUGCUGAAAGUAAAAUAUUAUGCAAGUAAUAGUAAAUACUCAAAACUCUUCUAAUAAUAAUGUAAGAUUUUGAUCACUGUGAUGUUUGUGUUGUAUUUAUAAAAUAAAAACCAAGAGCUGGUCAAAAAUGAAUCAUCAGAGGAACCCUAAUAGACUCAGUAUCAGUAAUAACUAGCCUUGUCUUUGUAUUUGAACUACAUAAAUGAAUGAAAACCUGCAUCUACGCCUUUACAUGAUAAUACUGUUUGAUGUCUUGGCAGAAAUUAUAGCAAUAUUAAUCUUCAGAAUGUACAGACCUGUGCCUUCAAAACCUUUUUUCAUGACUUUUAUGUUUGCUGGAUGUUGGCUAUCUCUCUGCUUUUUCUGGAGUGAGAGUUCAACAAAUUUGCAGCCUGAUGUGUUUGUCUGACGUGAAAAAAUUCUACAGCCAAUGUAAAACUUCUGAAAGGAGUGAUUACUCAGCAAAAUAUGGUUUUAUUUGAAAUAAAGACACUAAUUAUUUCCCCAGAUUUUUUGUAUCUGCAAUUACUUACAAUAAUUUUAUGUACAUUUUGAAAGAAAUAAAACCAACUUGCAGAAAUGAAAUGUUAAUCUACAUAACACUUAUCAUUUUAUAAGCCUUCAAACAAGCUACAAAUUGCAUUGACAACUCCAGCUGUUGUCUUAUGUGUUUUUCGUUAUGUGUAUCUCCCACUUCCAGCAGGGUUAUGUUGUUUAGUAAUCAUUUUGUGUAUUGUAACAUUUAUCAAGAAAAAAAUAAUUUUAAAAAUAUAUAUAAAACUUACAGUUCAGAAAACAAAAUAAAGUAGUUGGGACUGAUCUAUGAACAGACGACCACAGGGCACAUCUAUUUCAUGCAACAGCUGCGUAGGAAAGGAACAUAAAUGGCUUUGGGAUGGGAUACCUUUUUUCCACACACAAACAAUGCGUCGAUACAUACCUGUUGUAGAGUUGUGGAGCAAGAUACAAAAUCUUUUAUAAAAAAAAGCUUCCUUGUAUGAAAUGAUGAACAUUUAAGCCAUUGUCAUCAAACCAGCUGAUAAAGGAGGUGGUAUCUAUAUCCUAGAUGCUGAGAAAUAUAGGCAUGAAAUUCUCUCUAAAUUGUCAAAUGCCAGACCCCACCAUUUCUUUUCAACAGGAAAUACCUUCUUAUCUUGAAGAUGCUAAAAAGAGAGGUUGGAUUUCGGAAUCAGAACUUGAUUUUCUAUAUUGCAAGCUCCCUACACGGCCUAUAAUAUACACUUUGGCUAAAGUACAUAAAUCCCUAACCAACCCUCCAGGCCGUCCCAUUGUGGCACAUAAACUUUGUGGACUUCUUCAUUAAGCCCCCCUCCACACCCUGCCAGUCUACAUCAAGGACAGUAGUGAUUUCAUUGAUAAAAUUUCAUGCCAUCUUUCAGCUGACUCCUGAUAUCACGAGCCAUCAUACUAACAUACCCCAUGAAGGUGGUUUGGAGACCUUAAGUUUUUAUUUACAAGACCGCAACAACACAUCCAUCCUUCCUAACCAGCCUAUCAUUGACUAAGCCAAAUUUGUUAUGAAAUACAACCAUUUCAGUUUUGAAAAUGAUUUAUAUUUUCAAGCAGGAGCAUGGGCACCAUUGUGCACCUGAUUAUGCUAAUUUAUCUGUAGUUUUUUUUGGGAGAAAUUUUGUCUUCAGUCAAGAACAAUCAUCUGUCUAAGAUUAUAAAAUGGUACAGAUUCAUUGAUGACAUCGUCUGUAUAUAUGAUGGAAGUUCAGGUGAACUGGCAAAUUUUGUUACUCAAUUUGUUACUGCAAUUUACAUCAAAAUACAGUCAUGAAAAAGUGAGUUUCUUUGACAUGUGGGUCACGAAAAAAAUGGGUUCCAUCAUUACAACACUCUACUGGAAGGACACUGACAAAAACGCCUUGUUGCUGGCUACAAGUUUUCACCCUACUUCCUUUUUUUGAUUGAGAAAGACCUGUGAUUCCAUAGAAGACUUCAUGGAGAGGGCCAGGGGUAUGAAAAACAGAUUUGCACAGCAGGGACAGCUGCAUUUCAAUGACGCUCGCAAUGACAUCGCUUUAUUACGUUUCUUUGGUAUCAAACAGGUCACCUACCAUUGGGGGGGGGGGCAUAACAAACUACUCAAACAGCGUGAGGCUUCAUGGAUUUAUACUUUUCAAACAUUAGCCCUUAAAAGAUUGAAUGAUGAAUUACUUCGUAACUUUUUCUUGUGAUUCCUUACUCUGAAUAUUUUCAGUAUAUCUCCUGUACAUUGUUUUCUGUGGACUUCUUGUCCAGCCCCAGACAGUCCUGUAUACUUAUGAAUAAGUACGUAUGUUAUUGGCUUCAUUUACCAAUGUGACCUGUUGAUUGUGUCCAUUUAUAUAUGUAUGCAUUGAUGCAGCAUGAAUCUUCCUAGACUAGAUGUCCAUUAUAUUUAUUAAUUUGGAAGGUCAAAGUAUAUUUAUGAUUGGUGAUGACUUUUUUAUAUGCUAUGUUAAGUUCAUCCAACAAAUGUAAGCUACCACAUAUGUGCAUUUUUUGAAUGUAAUUCUUUUCUUUGGGGCCUGCAGGAUCUAUUUAGAGGUAGAGGUAGAUUUGAUUAUUGUUACUUAACAUCUGUAGUGUUUGCCCAUUAGAAUUGUGAGAGGUCUUGUUGUAUUUAUUUAUUAUGAAGAGUUCUAUUUAUGUACUGAUGCUGUUUUCAUAUGCCAUGUAAUUGUAUCCCUCCAGGUUCAUCUAAAAUGUGUUCUGUAAUAUUUGGGGAAUGUAUCUUUUUGAGAAUACAGUUUAGCCUUUAGGGCCUUAGGCAUUCGUUUUAUAGUAAUUUACCCAUUUCUUGUAAGAUUUUUGGGGUAAAUUUACUAUGUAUUAUUGCUACAAUAUAUUUUGAAUUUUCUAGCUGUACGUAUGAUUCGAGAAACUUUUAUACAGUAAAUUGAUGUUUGGUAUUCAUGUCUUUCUAUUUCACAUGGGGUAAUGUGAUUGGUUGCAGGCCUAAAGCCACUGCUAUUUAAGAUGGCUCCUCAUUGUCACAAACCAUUUGCCUGGUGAAAGUCUAGCAGUGAAACGUUGAAAAUAAAUUUAUCAUUGCAAGUUAGACAGUGUGUGGGAUUUUGUUUGCUAUGUUGGACUGAUCCCUAAAAA